Molecule: messenger RNA, 504 nt
Organism: Aureobasidium vineae
Lineage: Eukaryota; Fungi; Ascomycota; Dothideomycetes; Dothideales; Saccotheciaceae
Source: the annotation of a GenBank genome assembly
AUGUUCGCAAGACUAUCUCUCAUCGUCUCGGCUCUUGCCUUCUUCCUUAACCUUGCCGCCGCUCUUCCUCACUUCGGCUGGCACCCUCGCCCUACAGGAGGCUUCCCUCAUCCUACCGGCGGUUCCCCUCAUCCUACCGGCGGUUUCCCUCAUCCUACCGGCGGUUUCCCUCACCCAACCGGUGGCUUCCCAGGCUUCCCAAUCCCCUCGGGCGGCUUCAACCCCUUCCCUACAGGCUUCCCCACCGGCUUCCCUACAGGCUGGGUGCCCGGUCAAGGCCCCGCACCCACCGACGCCAUCGCAAAGCCCUUUGAGAAGAGAUUCGAAGGUGCCCGUCACGGUCAAGACCACCACGAUGGCUUCUGGUCGGGAAACUGGGGUGGCAACUGGGGCAACUGGGGUCCUAAGCCCACUGGCAGCCCUGUUGUUCCUACCGCCAGCGCACCUUUCCCCACUGGCGCUUGGGGCUCUACUGCUCCUGUUCCCGUGCCUACUGGCUACUAA